Pygocentrus nattereri (red-bellied piranha) is the source of this 2926-nucleotide messenger RNA. RefSeq names its product kynurenine aminotransferase 1 (gene kyat1). Gene Ontology annotation, biological process: biosynthetic process. Gene Ontology annotation, cellular component: cytoplasm; mitochondrion. NCBI's taxonomy places the organism in Eukaryota, Metazoa, Chordata, Actinopteri, Characiformes, Serrasalmidae. The transcript has 14 exons. Gene Ontology annotation, molecular function: L-kynurenine:2-oxoglutarate transaminase activity; pyridoxal phosphate binding. The record is from RefSeq and is a predicted model, not a curated record. Bases 282 to 1625 code for a protein of 447 amino acids.
CCUAUUGGGACGAGGCCCUAGUAGCUCCGCCCAUACAGGAAGCUAUUUUUAAAACAAGGGUUUUGGACAACCGCAUAUUAUCGUACAACUGAACGCUCUUCAGAUUGUGUACUGCUUCUGACUUUGGUCUGCUCGUUAGUGUGGUCGUAUGAGGUUUUGGAUGUUGCCAGGAUUCAAGGUUGAGAGGAGCGUCUGUGGCGUUGUGUACACGUGACGUCGUCAGCUGAGACUAAUGCAGAAGCUGCCUUGAAACUUUCAGUCGGCACCAUUAGUGUAUUGGUAUGCUGAGGAGACCGGUACGGAAUUGGGCUUCAAUUUGGAAAAGACCAGUAAGGCUAAUAAACUGCCAGAAGAAGACAGGCAUGGCUCGUCAGUUGCACGCUCGAAGGCUCGAGGGAGUCGACAAGAACAUUUGGGUCGAGUUUACACAGCUAACUGCUGAUUAUAAAGCGGUGAACGUGGGUCAGGGAUUCCCUGACUUCUCUCCUCCAAGCUUCAUCCAAGAGGCUUUCUGCAGUGCCAUUACUGGAGGCGCCUCCAUGCAUCAGUACACACGAGGCUUCGGCCACCCAGCACUUGUCAAGAUCCUUGCAAAGUUCUUUGGGAGGAUUGUGGGCCGGGACAUUGACCCUAUGGAGGACUUCCAGAUUACUGUGGGAGCAUAUCAGGCUCUUUUCUGCACCUUUCAGGCUCUGAUUGAUGAGGGUGAUGAGGUGAUCAUUGUGGAGCCUUUCUUUGACUGUUAUCAGCCAAUGGUCAAGAUGGCUGGGGGAACACCUGUCUACAUCCCGCUAAAACCUAGAAAAUCCACUGGCCCAGCUUUGUCCAGUGCAGAUUGGGUUUUAAGUCCUGAAGAGCUAGCUAGUAAUUUAAAUCCUCGCACGAAAGCUAUCGUCAUCAACACUCCUAAUAACCCAUUAGGCAAAGUUUAUCAAAGGGAUGAGUUGCAGAUGAUAGCUGAUUUCUGUAUAAAGCAUGAUAUUAUUUGCAUAAGUGAUGAAGUCUAUGAAUGGUUGACGUAUGAUGGAGCACAACAUAUAAAAAUAGCUAGCCUACCUGGCAUGUGGGAGCGCACAGUUACUAUUGGAAGUGCAGGCAAGAGCUUCAGUGCCACAGGAUGGAAGGUGGGUUGGGCAAUGGGACCAGGAAACAUUAUAAAGCACUUGAAAACCAUCCAUCAGAACUCUGUGUACCACUGUGCCACUGCUGCUCAGGAGGCUGUGGCAAUGGGCUUUCAGAGGGAAUAUGACACGUUUGGCACAGAAGACAGCUACUUUAAACAAUUACCUGCACAACUCCACAAGAAACGCCUCAGGCUGGCUGAGUGUCUGAGGAGUGUGGGUCUGGAGCCCGUCAUGCCCCAGGGUGGAUAUUUCAUGAUCACAGACAUCUCCAGUCUUCAGGUUGACCUGAAUGACCCCAGUACUAAGGACGAACCCUAUGAUUUCAGAAUUGUCAAAUGGCUUAUCAAAGAGAAGGGUUUGGCCACUAUUCCUGUGUCUGGGUUUUACAGCCCAGAACACAGAGGCAACGUCCAGAACUACAUCAGGUUCUGCUUUGUCAAGGAGGACUCAACCCUGAAAGCAGCAGAAGACAUUAUACGACAGUGGAGUGUCAAAAAAUGAGCGUUGGCCAUUUCUAAGAGAUAAAGAUGAUGAUGAUACUGAUUCCGUCCAAACUUGGCUCUGCACAGCAUGUGUGACUCAGCAUGUGAAACAUCAAAAUAUUUCCCAAGAAAUGCUUGGUUUAGAUCACAUACCCCACUGAAGAUGAAUAUUGUUAAUAUUUGACAGAAUUGUUUAAAUGAAGUCAGAAUAUGUUGCUGCUUUUGUUCUUCUUGUCCAACAGCUUGCAUAGUUUAAUAGUUUUUGUUUCGGACUAGAAACUAGGCAUAUGUAACUUCAAAACUUUUUUGCAUCAUUUGAUGUGACUGUAAUGUGUAUCAAAAUGAAAAAUUGUUACAUUUCAGAAUAUUUACAGAUAGACACAGAUACUGGCCAAACAGCCUUUUAAAUCUUUCAAAAAUGUUUUUUUUUUUCCUGAAACAUUUGGUUGUGUUUUCUGAAUAUUUCUGAAGACACUCUGUGGGAGCAGUGGUACCAUCCUCAAGAUGUAUUUGUACAUGCAGACCCAGCAUAUUUUCUCCGGCCCUGUAAAAUCUACAGUUGGCUUCUAGACUGCUGCUUAGGUGGAAUAUGGGGAAAAGUGUACUGAUCUUGCCAACAGAAGGAGCUAUUAGCCUUCAUUGAGUAGUAAAGUAAACUCUAAAUUAUACUGAUUUUUAAGAACAAUCAAAUGAUUGUGGUGAUUUAAAAAGUACACACUACAAUUAUAAACUUGCUUGGUGUUAUUUUGAUGUUUCUGAAUUGUUAAUUCAGUGUUUUAAAAGAGAUAUUCUUGAUUUUGAAGAGAUUUUGAAAUUUCUUUUCCUGGAUUUUGCAUGUUUCCAUUUUGUUGUAUUACUGAAACUACUUCUGGUCAAACUAGCCCAUCCAGCAUCUUAACACAUAUAAAACGGUAGCAGUGUUUAUAUAUCCAUUUAGAUGCAUUAAAACUACGUCAGUUAUGAGGUUUAUUGUAGUUAAAUAUAUCAUUACUGUGAAUAAUCAAAUGCACUCCAGGAGAGAAAUCAACCUCAUAGUGUUCAUGCACAUCACUUGUGUAAGCCUGUUUCUGGUCAGUGUGUAAGCCACCUGUUAUUUAUAUAAACUGGAUGGAUUAAUUAGUUAAAGUCUUUGGGUUUUUCUACAGCAGAAGUGUUUAUGAGUAGGUAACAUUACUUGCCUAUAACAGCUUCCCCUUGCCUUCCAAAAACACCCCUCUUUGCAACCGUAAAACAAAGAGAUUGGAAUAUUUUAAUGAACGUUUUGGUGUGAACGUUUUUCUUAUAUAUAUGAUAAAUAAAAGCAAGUGAUUGGGAUGUUGA